ACAUCCUUACUUCUCCCCCCUCCACCUGUUUCUUUCUAACCAUGGAAGCUAAUUCAGCAUCUAAAUGGUUCUUGCUAUACUUAGUGCUGCUGUUUCUAAGUUCCAAGAUGAUACAGUGCAAUGUCACCUAUGAUGGAAAGGCUCUUAUCAUCAAUGGGCAGAGGAGAAUUCUUUUCUCCGGCUCCAUACACUACGCCCAGAAGCACCUCUGAGCAAGCAAUGCAAAGAUUCAUUCGGAAAAUUGUGCACACGAUGAAGGAUGAAAAGCUGCUUGAGUCUCAAUGUGGUCUUAUCAUUCUCUCUCAGAUAAAAAAUGAGUAUGAGGCUGAGAGAAAGAGAUAUGGACAUGCUGGUGUAGCACACAUGAAUUGGGCAGCAAAGAUGGCUGUUGGAAUGGAUACUGGGGUCCCAUGGGUCAUGUGCAAACAAGAUGAUGCCCCAGACCCUUUAAUAAACACGUGCAAUGAUUUCUAUUGUGACUACUUCUCUCCGGACAAGGCUAACAAUCCUACACUGUGGACCGUGGCUUGGACUGGCUGGUUUUCAGUAUUUGGUGGUCCGAAUUAUCAACGACUGUACCAUGGAGGAACAAACUUUGGAAGAACUUCUGGAGGCCCUUUCAUCACUACCAGCUAUGACUAUGAUGCUCCGAUUGAUGAAUAUGCUUUGGUCAGGCAACCUAAGCAUGACUAUUUGCUUCGACUUCAUAAGGUUAUCAAGUUUUACGAAAAAGCAUUGGUUAAUGCUGAUCCAGCUUUCAUAGCUUUGGGAAAAUACAAAGUGGCAUAUGUUUUUAAUUCCGACUCAGGAGGCUAUGCAGCAUUUCUCUCAAACUUCAAUAGAAAUUCAUCGAUGAGGGUCAGAUUCAAUAACAUGCACUAUGACCCAUCUCCUUGGUCCAUCAGCAUCCUUCCUGAUCUCAAAAAUGUUGUUUUCAACACUGCCCAAGUUGGUAAUAAACCAUCCAAAGUGCAAAUCGUACCAAUAAAUGUUACAUUUAACUCAUGGGAGACAUUCGGUGAAAAUGUAUCUUCAGUAGAAGAUGAAUCAACAAUAACAGCCAAAGGACUACUGGAACAAUUAAGCAGCACAAGAGAUACCACUGACUAUCUUUGGUACACAACCAGAGUGGACAUAAGUUCAUCUGAAUCAUUUCUCCAUGGAGGUAAACCUCCUAUUCUCACCGUGAAGUCAGAGGGUCCGGCUGUUGUGGUUAAUAAUGUAACAGGGUCUGCCUUUGGCAGUAGGAUGAGAAGGAGAUGUACUUUUAGAGGGAAUAUCAACCAGCAUGCUGGAGCCAAUCAAAUUUCAAUUCUCAGGGUAGCAAUGGGAUUAAUAUGGGCAGCCAUUUUGAGAGAACAGAAAAUUGGAGUCCAAGAACCAGUUUUUCUGCAAGGACUAGAUGAAGGAACGAGGGACAUAUCCCGGAGUAAAUGGUCAUCCAAGGUUGACCUUAAAGGAGAAUCCGAGGCUCAAGUUCCUUCAAAACCUGUCCCUUCAGCCUUCUUUGAUGCUCCAGAAGGAGAUGAUCCCUUAGCACUGGACAUGAGUAGGAUGUCGAAAGGUCAUAUGUGGAUCAAUGGCCAGAACAUUGGAAGAUACUGGACUACUCCUGCUAAUGGCAAUUGCACAAAAUGCAGCUAUGCUGGUACCUUGUUCCUAGGUCCUGGUUGAAGAAAACACUGAACUCACUUGUAGGUUUUGAGGAAAUUGGUGGGGAUGCAUCAAAGAUUUCUCUUGUGAAAAGAUUGGUAACAAAUACAUAACUUCUUCCCAGCUACAAAGAAGAAGCUUUUCAAAUCACAGAAGCCUAACACAUUCAUGAUUUAUCCGGAAAGGCAAAGGAAAGGGAGAAUGCCAUGUCAUUGUUUUUUUUCGUUUUUUAUCUUCAAUAAAAAUUUCGUAAACGU
Messenger RNA from Rubroshorea leprosula, 1910 nucleotides. The record is from the annotation of a GenBank genome assembly. NCBI's taxonomy places the organism in Eukaryota, Viridiplantae, Streptophyta, Magnoliopsida, Malvales, Dipterocarpaceae.